Molecule: messenger RNA, 2321 nt
Organism: Xiphophorus maculatus (southern platyfish)
Lineage: Eukaryota; Metazoa; Chordata; Actinopteri; Cyprinodontiformes; Poeciliidae
Gene: slc37a2
Product: solute carrier family 37 member 2
Exons: 18
Coding region: 479-1945 (488 amino acids)
Biological process (GO): glucose-6-phosphate transport; phosphate ion transmembrane transport
Cellular component (GO): endoplasmic reticulum membrane
Molecular function (GO): glucose 6-phosphate:phosphate antiporter activity
Source: RefSeq, a predicted model, not a curated record
AUUUCUGACGUCGGGAGGCUCCUGGAAAAUCUUCUGAACGAACAACUCAGAAGUGCAUCUUUUGAGUAUUAUUAGUAAUUCUGUAUUCUUAUCCGGCGCUUUUCCACGCCGUAACGUUUUAACUCAGGUUCAGGGAGGUAGGCUGACUCUUCUCACCGCUGUAUAUAAACUUGGAAGCAUACUAUGGAGCUCUGCUGGAUGUUUACGGACUCCAUCUCCGCACUAGAAGCCGGACGACAGCCGGUUUUCUCUAGCAGCUAACGUCUGCUUUUAUCCUAGAGCUUCAUUUACCAUUCUUCCGGUUUUUUUCCCCUCAUCGAUGACUCAAUUAUCAGGAAGCUUCCUCUCGGAUGUUUAGUUAUAAAUCUGUUGUUACCUGCAACCAGCCUCAUCUCACCGAUAUCUGCUUCGAGAACAUGAUGUGUGGGAUCAAGUGGUAACAGUUUGAGUGGGAAGUCUAACCGGUUUUUAAUCAACAAUGAGGUCUCCUCUGGCUCCAGGGAUACGACUGAUCACCUCCCUUUCUCGGGACAGCUGGUAUCGUGGUUUUAUUCUCUUCCUCACAUUCCUCUUCUACACAGCCUACCACCUCUCAAGGAAGCCAAUCAGCAUUGUUAAGAGUGAACUGCAUAGAAACUGUUCAUUAGUCAUUCGACCAGCAUACCUCAACAUAACUGAUAAUGAUACCUGGUGUGACUGGGCGCCUUUUGAUCAGGGCAACUAUCAGACCCUCUUUGGUGUCCUGGAUAACUCCUUCCUCGUCGCCUAUGCCAUUGGCAUGUUCUUCAGUGGGAUCUUUGGAGAGCGCCUUCCUCUGAGGUACUACCUGAGCUUCGGGAUGGUGAUGAGCGGAUUGUUUACAUGUCUGUUUGGCCUCGGCUACUACUGGAACAUCCACUCUUUAGGGUACUACGCCUUCGUCCAGGUGAUGAACGGGCUCAUGCAGACCACUGGUUGGCCCGCUGUGGUGGCCUGUGUUGGCAACUGGUUCGGAAAAGGGAAGCGUGGAUUCAUCAUGGGCAUCUGGAACUCCCAUACCUCGGUGGGAAACAUUCUAGGUUCCCUCAUCGCUGGAGUUUUUGUCUCCUCAGAGUGGGGGAUGUCCUUCAUUGUCCCAGGACUCAUCAUCGCUGCCACUGGGAUCCUCUGCUUCUUUUUCCUGGUUGAAAAACCUGAAGAUGUGAACUGCUCUUCUCCUCAGCAUCAUAUCAUUCAGGAGGACGUUGAGACCGAGCCUCUACUGCAAAACGGGAACAGAAGCAUCAAUGGUGCCGUCUCCACGGAGAGUCCGAAGAUCAUACAGGAACACUCUGAGGCCAUAAGCUUCUAUGGGGCUCUCUGUAUACCUGGAGUGGUGGAGUUUUCUCUCUGCCUCAUGUUUGCAAAACUGGUCAGCUACACCUUCCUCUACUGGCUUCCUCUCUACAUCUCUAAUGUUGCACAUUUUGAAGCAAAACAAGCGGGAGACAUGUCAACGUUAUUUGAUGUAGGAGGGAUCCUUGGAGGCAUCAUGGCCGGCCUGGUGUCUGACUUCACUGGGGGAAGAGCGUCAACCUGCUGUGUCAUGCUGAUUGCUGCUGCACCUAUGCUCUUCGUCUAUAAUUACAUCGGACAAAAGAGCCUAGGGAUCACAAUCGGUAUGCUGCUGCUGUGUGGAGGCCUAGUGAACGGACCAUACGCCUUGAUCACCACAGCUGUAUCUGCUGACCUGGGAACACAUGAGAGUCUGAGAGGAAACUCCAGAGCUUUAUCAACUGUUACUGCAAUCAUUGAUGGCACUGGAUCAAUAGGUGCAGCGUUGGGUCCUUUGUUGGCUGGUUUGAUCUCACCCACCGGCUGGAACAAUGUUUUCUACAUGCUCAUCUCUGCUGACAUCUUAGCCUGCCUGUUUUUGACCCGACUUGUCUUUAAGGAAAUCAAAGGCUGGUGUGGACAGAUUCCCUGAGCCACAGGGUUUAGAGAAAUGUAAUCUCACAAUCAAAACAAACUGUCACAGCACUAUAACUAAAUCAGAUCUCUUCUCACUGUAUAGCCAAAGAAAGAAAAGCCAGAAGAUUCAAGUUACUAAGCUGAUGAUUGAAGCUUUCUUUUUGUAAAACAACAAAGGAAAUGUCACUUUGCAGAGACAAAUUUUGAUUACCGGUAUUCUAAGUUGUCUUAAUGUUCUUUUAUUGUUUGUCUUAAUCUUGUUUUUGAUUUGCUGUCUCCUCACAAGUAAUUCCUUGGGAAAUUUGAUAAACUCAGAGAUUAAUCAGAUGUGCUGUAAAAUGCUGUUUAUGCUCAGUGUAUAAAACCGUCAAAUAAAUAAUGUUAAGAAAUCA